AUGAAAACAUAUAAUUUUAAAAAUUUUACUGCAAAACAAGUUGCAAAUAAUUACAAUUAUGGAAGUGUCAAUUAUGAAUUAGAUUCAAGAGAUACUUCAUCUGUUGAAUUAGUUACUAAGGGUAAUAUUGAAAUGAAAGAUAUUUCAGAAAAAACUUAUUUUGAUUUUUUGAAAAAAAAAUUUGCAAUUGAUGAUAAAUUUAAACCCUUAAGUAUUGAAGAAAUACAGAUAGACAAUUCUGUAGAUGUUGCGGUGCAAUUAUUUUCAAUAAAAGAAGUCCGCUCAGUUGUAGUUAAAAAUAAAUAUCAAGCAAAAGUUCUUGAUGUUUCAGUACUUAUAAAUAAUUCUACUUCAAAAAUUACAGGGUGGAAUAUUUUAGCAGAAUUACUCUUUUUCUUAUUAGCAGGAAAAGAAGUAAAAUUUAAAAAUAAAUUAAGAUUAAAAAUUAAAGGAUGUAAUAAUCAAAUUACAAAAUGUAACUACAAAGGAUUUGGAAAAGAACUUUAUGCUUUUAAUUUUACAAACAAUAGUAAAAUAGAAGUUCAAGAAAAAAAAAUAAAGCAAAAAGAAAUUAAUUGUUUAAAAGAUAUUGAAAAAAUUACGGGAUUAAUAAAAUGUAAGUUAAGACAAAAUAGUAUUAAUAAUUGUUAA
Molecule: messenger RNA, 651 nt
Organism: Meloidogyne enterolobii
Lineage: Eukaryota; Metazoa; Nematoda; Chromadorea; Rhabditida; Meloidogynidae
Source: the annotation of a GenBank genome assembly